AUGUCACACCUCGUUACGGUUGCAACUUGUAACUUGAAUCAAUGGGCGCUCGAUUUCGAGGGCAACAGGGAUCGGAUUCUGGAAUCCAUCAGAAUUGCCAAGGAGAGAGGCGCACGGCUUCGUGUUGGCCCUGAACUCGAAGUGUCUGGAUAUGGAUGCCUGGACCACUUUUUGGAAAACGAUCUAUAUCUACAUUGUUGGGAAAUGUAUGCGCAGAUUAUCAAGCGGGAAGAUACUCGCGGCAUUUUACUGGACAUAGGGAUGCCUGUUUUGCAUAAGAAUGUCCGUUACAACUGUCGUCUGCUAUCUUUUGAUGGCCGCAUUCUGUUCAUUAGACCUAAGAUAUGGCUAGCUAACGAUGGCAAUUAUCGUGAGAUGCGGUUCUUCACGCCUUGGAUGAAGGCAACACAGGUUGAGGAAUUUCUGCUACCUCCAUUGAUUCAGAAGAUCACGGGACAGCGGAUAGUACCAUUUGGGGAUGCUGUAAUUCGGACGUUGGAUACCUGCAUAGGCGCCGAAACCUGCGAAGAACUUUUCACACCCCAAUCGCCCCACAUUGCGAUGUCCUUGGACGGCGUUGAAAUCAUAACUAACUCCUCUGGUUCUCACCACGAAUUGAGAAAACUUAACAGAAGGUUGGAACUCAUCACCAGCGCCACAAGACGUUGCGGCGGCGUUUAUCUGUACGCCAAUCAACGUGGGUGUGAUGGAGACCGUUUGUACUACGACGGUUGUGCCCUGAUUGCUGUCAACGGCAAAAUAGUAGCCCAAGGAAGCCAGUUUUCUUUGAAAGACGUGGAGGUUGUCACUGCCGCUGUUGACUUGGAGGAGGUCAGAAACCACAGAGCCUCUAUCAUUUCCCGUGGGCUACAGGCUGCUGAGUCGAAAGUGGUAUUCCAGAGAAUUGAUCUCGAAGAGGAAUUGGCUCCAAUGGGCAACCGUUUCAAUCCCAAGAUUUCGCCUGCCAAGGCAAGGGAGUUUCACUAUCACACCCCAGAAGAAGAAAUCGCCUUGGGCCCCGCUUGCUGGCUAUGGGACUACUUGAGGCGUUGCAAUGGUACUGGUUUUUUCUUGCCAUUGUCCGGCGGAAUCGAUUCUUGCGCCACGGCUGUUAUUGUCCACUCCAUGUGCCGACUGGUAGUACAAGAGUGCAAGGAGGGCAAUGAACAGGUGCUUGCCGAUGCACGCAAACUGGCGCGCAAGGACCCAGAGUGGGUACCCGCCACUCCGCAGGACCUAGCGAGCUGCUUGUUCCACACCUGCUUCAUGGGUACAACAAAUUCUUCGAAGGAUACCAGAUCCAGGGCCCGUGAACUUGCCAAGGUCAUUUCCUCGUACCAUGUGGACUUUAAUAUGGACAAUGUGGUCAGCAGCGUUGUGAGCCUCUUUGAAAUCACAACAGGGAAAAAACCCAUUUAUAAGAUAUUUGGCGGCUCCCAGGUAGAGAAUCUGGCUCUGCAAAAUAUCCAGGCUCGCUUGCGUAUGGUUUUGGCAUACCUUUUCGCACAGUUGCUGCCAUGGGUUCGCCGCAUUCCUAACGGCGGAAGUUUGCUGGUGUUGGGAAGCGCCAACGUAGAUGAAUGUCUGAGAGGAUAUCUGACAAAGUAUGACUGUUCCUCAGCAGAUAUCAACCCAAUUGGCGGUAUUUCUAAAACGGACUUGAAGAAGUUCAUAUCGUAUGCUUCAAAGGCGUUCGAUAUGCCAAUUUUGGAUGAGUUCGUGAGCGCGACGCCAACUGCUGAGCUGGAGCCCACCACGAAGGAUUACGUGCAGUCGGACGAGAUUGACAUGGGGAUGACAUAUGAGGAGCUAAGCAUCUUUGGAUACUUGAGAAAAGUUGAAAAAUGCGGGCCUUAUUCGAUGUUCCUGAAACUGCUGCACGAGUGGACUCCAAGGCUAAGCCCUGCGCAGGUUGCGGAGAAGGUAAAGCGGUUCUUCUUCUUCUACGCUAUUAACAGGCACAAGCAGACAGUGAUCACACCAAGCUACCACGCUGAGCAGUACUCCCCCGAUGACAACCGUUUCGAUUUGAGGCCAUUCUUGAUAAACCCUCGUUUCGCUUGGGCGUCGAAGAAGAUCGACCAAGUGGUUGAGCAGUGCGAAGGCAAGGAUGCCUGCGAACUGGACAUUAUGUCUGUUGAGUAG
Messenger RNA from Lachancea thermotolerans CBS 6340, 2145 nucleotides. It is a transcript of the gene QNS1, whose product is annotated as glutamine-dependent NAD(+) synthetase. The transcript has a single exon. Gene Ontology annotation, biological process: NAD+ biosynthetic process. Gene Ontology annotation, molecular function: ATP binding; glutaminase activity; NAD+ synthase (glutamine-hydrolyzing) activity. Gene Ontology annotation, cellular component: cytoplasm. NCBI's taxonomy places the organism in Eukaryota, Fungi, Ascomycota, Saccharomycetes, Saccharomycetales, Saccharomycetaceae. The record is from RefSeq and is a predicted model, not a curated record. The coding region runs from base 1 to 2145 and encodes 714 amino acids.